UCACACACACACCAAAUAAUUUGAAGCAUGAGCAAGGGGUAGUCCAUUGUGCCUGUCACUCGUAUGGCUCUGUAAGGUAUGUCAAAUAUUUUGAGCACACAGGCUUACAACAGGGGUUGGCAGGGCUAUGUCACUAAUAGCCUACUCCAGAAACUGGCUUCACCAAUAGGACAUCUGCAGAAAAGUUAAAACAACUGCUGACAGUCUCUCCUGUCCUCAACUUGGUAUGGGAUUAUCAAUAAAAUACAUUUGCGGCAAAAUCUGGACGCCUAAAGGUGGUCUCAGCAACCCUGUGUGACGCCCUCUGUGAGUGGUGGCGGGCACAGAGUGUCCUCAGGGAGGAUGUUUCUCUGGACAGGAAGUAAAGGAGCUCAGGGAUCAGGAGGUGAGAGAAGGACUAUUUAUCAGAAGGUUCGGGAGUAUGACGUGCUAGACAAGAGGAAGACAGUGACAGCACUGAAGGCUGGGGAGGACAGAGCUAUACUCCUCGGACUCAGCAUGAUCCUUUUCUCUGUGAUGAUGUACUUUGUACUGGGCAUCACCAUGGUGCGCUCCUACUCAGACAGUGUGUGGACGGAGGAAUCCAGCUGCGCUGUACUCAACUCCACCAUCGUGGCGGAGAUUAACUGUACCUACAGCUGCGGCUCCGAGUGCUGGAAAAGCUCCAAGUACCCGUGCCUACAGGUGUUUGUCAGUCUCAACACAUCUGGGAAGGUUGUCCGACUCUCCCACAACGAGGAGGCACAGGACACCAACCCAAAGUGCUUCUAUGUGCCCAAAUGUCGGAAGGACUACAACGCGAUGCACAACGUAAUCAUGAACAUCUCAGAGCGUCUGAAAACACAGCAGCAGGUGUUGUGUUACACAGACCCAGGUGAACAGCAGGACAGUGCUCUACUGACACGCAUCUAUGGCCGAGUGGCAGUGUUCCAUUCACUCUUCUGGCCCACCUGCACCCUCAUUGGUGGAACCAUCAUCAUUGCCAUGGUGAAGCUCACCCAGUACCUGUCCAUCAUGUGUGAACAGGUGGGCAGGAUCAAAAGGUGAGCGACAGGGCACAUAGGACAGGGGCCAGACUACAGUAGCAGCACUGGUCUUCAUUCGCUCCCUAGGAACUUUAUGAAAACUCUUCAUGUUCCAUUUGCUCUAAAGAGAGCUGAGAGCUGAGUGAUAGAGUGACAGGGGAUCUGGCGGGUUAUAUUCCUCACAUGAUUCCUCUGGUUCUUCUGAGGAAAGCAAUAUGACUGAUGUGUGCUUCCGGCAGCUGUGGCAAGGCAAGUGAAACUCAAUGACUUUGGGGCACACAGAUUUGGUCCUUUUAUGCACCUAUACAAGUGGUACAAUCAUACAAGGUGAUUGCUUUAAAGAAGUGGCCAACAAUGGACCUGAUCUGCCCUUGAACCCAAGUCAGCUUUGGUGAUCCAUUCACACCGUGAUGACAAGGCAGUGACGACAAGGGAGUUUGACCGAGACAACUGUGUCGAAGCCUUCCCCAAAAUACAUCCAAACUUGGCUCCUCACGGUACUGGUGUUGGGUAGAGGGUUACACAACCCCAGGCGGCUGGGACGAGUCUGGUCCUCUAAGCAAGCUGUUGACUAUCUAUGUUGUACUCCUGGGUCUGUAGAGACUUCAUUCCAAGCGAACAGUUCAAGAUCAACACUUUCUUGAAGUAUGGUGUAGCAGUAAUCACAUAUCACAAUAGGUGUUAGUCACUAGGACGCUUAAGUACAAUGCAACUUCCCAGGGCAAGUGGUCAAUACAAAAUGCCUUAAUUUCAGGUCCCAACACUGUGGUAGAUUGCUCAGAGUUUCAGAAAUGAAUUCUACAGGACUUUCUCUGAAUGGGGUAAACAUACUGUGAGGCCAACUACGUUUUCAGGGCCUGGAGCACAAGCCCAUAAUGGAUGUGAGUCAUGGUGUGUUUUACCACAAAUAUUUACAGAAUGAUGAUUGAUUGAACACAUUCAGACCAAACUAGAUACAAAUGUCAACAUUUCAUUCUUGGUUCCAUAAUCGCUAUUAUUAGUUUGUUAUUAUUUUGCUGUCACAAUCAUCUCAUGUUGUCAUCAGCAGUUUAUCCAUGUCUAUAAUGUGCUACGCUAUUGACUGUUUGACUUGCUUUCUUAUCAAUUAAUGCAAACCAAUGUAAAUGCAAUUUUGUCUUGCAUUAAUAAAUUAAAAGGCAAACUCAGCAAUUACAGUA
Molecule: messenger RNA, 2203 nt
Organism: Oncorhynchus nerka (sockeye salmon)
Lineage: Eukaryota; Metazoa; Chordata; Actinopteri; Salmoniformes; Salmonidae
Gene: s100p
Product: S100 calcium binding protein P
Exons: 5
Coding region: 343-1047 (234 amino acids)
Biological process (GO): detection of calcium ion; potassium ion transport
Cellular component (GO): membrane; voltage-gated potassium channel complex
Molecular function (GO): calcium-activated potassium channel activity; potassium channel regulator activity
Source: RefSeq, a predicted model, not a curated record